AUGUCUUCCACAGAGCCAGAAGUCAAGCGUACGCGCUUCCAACGCUUUAAGCACGCUUUUAGCUCACCCUCGGCUUUCCACCAAUCUCUCAUUCUGAGCAGCUCGACAUCAAUUCUAAUCAACGAGGAUCUUGCACCAUCGCCACCUAUCCGGCAGCGAUGGACUAUCUGGAGUUACUUUGCCUACUGGUGGUCUGAAAGCUGGAAUGUCAGUACGUGGUCGGUCGGAGCCGCCUUCAUCACCCUAGGCGCAUCAAUACGAGACGCCUUGCUGGUCGUCUUCUUCGCAAAUCUACUUUCCGCCGUGAUCAUCGUCCUCAAUGGACGUGCGGCAGCAAGGCACCACAUUGGAUAUCCUGUGUUGUCUCGUUCAAGUUUCGGCAUCUAUGGGCAGUACUUUGUUGUCAUCCUCAGAAGUCUGCUUGGAAUUAUCUGGGGUGGUGUGCAAUUGUACUUUGAAGGUCAGUUCAUUAGCAUCUGUUUGAGAUGCAUUUUCCCCGGCUGGUCCAAGAUCAAGAACACGAUUCCAUUGUCGCAACACAUCACCACGCAGGAGAUGAUCGGCUUCUUCUUGGCCUUCUGCUUCACCAUUCCCUUCCUCUUCAUCCAUACCUCCAAGAUCACCACUUUCAUUUGGGCAACGAACAAGAACGGCGGCGUCUCUUCAGGAAACUUGCAAGCAUCAUCGUCUUAUUCUUCGACCACUGUCCUGGCAUGGGGUAUCGUCGCACAAUUUAAUGCUGUCAUGGGCGCCAACUCGGCACUCCUUGUCACGGUGCCCGACCUGGCGAGAUACUCCAAGACAAAGAAUGCUCAGCUCUGGGGCCAGCUGAUAUCACUCCCCAUUGGGCAGACACUUUGUGCUGCGUUUGGCAUUAUUUCGACCUCUGCUGUGCUGAACAUGUACGGGGAAGCAUACUGGAACCCAUACGCUCUGCUGAACGGCAUCCUUGACCAAGGCUAUUCCUCCUCAGCUCGAGCUGGCGUUUUCUUUGCAUCAGCAAGCUUCGCCUUCGCCACUCUCGGAACGUCCAUUGCUUGCAAUUUCAUCCCCUUCGGCGCGGACAUGACUUGUCUGGCACCCAGAUACAUCAACAUCAUCCGUGGCCAGCUGCUCAUGUUGUUGAUCGCGUUUGCGAUCGUUCCAUGGCGCAUCGUGGCGACAGCAAACGGCUUUCUCAACUUCCUGGGAGGCUAUAGCAUCUUUCAAGGACCCGUAGUCGCAAUCAUGCUCGUCGACUACUUCAUCAUCCGUCGCGGAAAUAUCGAAUUGGAAGACCUCUAUACUCGAUCGCGACUCGGGCGGUACUGGUUCUUCAACGGCUUCAAUGUCCGAGCAUUCGUUGCCUUUGUCAUUGGGUUCAUACUGCCCUUGCCAGGCUUCGCCGGCACAUUCGGACACAACGUUGGCGAUGCCGCCGAUCACAUGUUCGCGCUUGGCUGGGUCCUGAGCUUCCUGAUGGGUGGUCUGACUUACUGGGUGGCAUGCAUGAUUUUCAAAAUCCCUGGAGACGAUCGCGAGCACUCUUGGGAGAGCAAGGUCGGGCCGGCUCAGACGAUCAUCAAUGAUGGCCUGCACAUCGAAGGUCGUCGGCCGUUCCACGACAAGGAUUCGGAUAUGUCUCAGGGUAAUUCUGAAUCAGUGAGGGAGUCGAAGGGUGUGGGCAACGCGGUAUAG
Molecule: messenger RNA, 1677 nt
Organism: Cyphellophora attinorum
Lineage: Eukaryota; Fungi; Ascomycota; Eurotiomycetes; Chaetothyriales; Cyphellophoraceae
Product: putative permease
Exons: 6
Coding region: 1-1677 (558 amino acids)
Biological process (GO): nucleobase transport; transmembrane transport
Cellular component (GO): plasma membrane
Molecular function (GO): nucleobase transmembrane transporter activity
Source: RefSeq, a predicted model, not a curated record